AUGUCAUGGGAUUCCAUAGAGUCGCGCGACUUCCUCGGCGGGGUGCCGGCGCACCAGCUGUCGGCGACGCGGCUGCUCAGCUCGCCAGACACCUCACGUCAUCACCUCGAUGAUCCCCCAGAGGUAUAUCCCUUCGCUGAGGAGUACACUGGUGGAGAAGGCCGCAAUGGGGCGCUGCGGUGGGGCUCCCGCUUUGGGCCGGCGCACCGCCCGCCCACCGCUGGGUUGCUCGAGUGCUUCCGCGCCUGCCGGUCGCGCCUUGACCAGUAUCUGGCUAGAAGAAAGAUAGAACGUGGUGUCCGUUUGUACGGCCAAAACGAGCAGCGCCAAGCGGUCAAAGUAUGGCUCUCCGCGCUUCGGGGAGUGCGCCACCGGAGCGACAAGUUCGCUUUGCUCGGACACCUGUACCAGGCUUACAUGGACUUUGGGAAGUACAGAGAAUCUCUAGAAUUCGCCAACAGACAGCUAGGGAUAUCCGAAGAGCUGGACUCCGCCCCGAUGAGGGCGGAGGCCUAUCUCAACCUGGCCAGGGCACAUCAGACGCUUGGGGGUCUUGACAGGGCGCUCUCCUACGCCCGCCAUGCGCUGUACAACGACUGCGGUGGAGGCUCCACGGCGGGGUGCGUGCAUCUCACCGUGGCUUCCGUCAGCCUCGAGCUCGGAGCCUUCUCCAAGGCAAUGGAUGGCUUCCAGAAGGCGCUAUCCGUUGCGCAGGCGCAAGGGGAUAACACUUUGUUGUUGCAGGUAUACGUAGGACUCUCAGAGCUCUGGCGCCGCCUGAAAGACGCGGAGCGCGCUGUUGCCUGCGCCGCCCGCGCGUGUGACCUCGGCCGCGGGCCGCGCGCGACUGAUCUGAACACGCGACAUCAUCGCACUGCGUUGCUGCAGAUGGCAGCAGCGUUGCGCGCGAGGGGGGAGCUGGGGGAUGCGCAUGACUAUUGCAAUGAAGCAUUAAGACUAGCAGCUGUAGCCGGCGACCAGGGUUGCUAUGCGCGCGCCAUCAGGAUAGCUGGAGACGUUUAUAGACGGAAGUGUGACGUGGGGAAGGCUCUCAGACAUUACGAAGUAGCGAUGGGGGCUGGGCAGGCUCUAGGCGAUCGUCUGGCGCAGAUGGAAGCCAUGGACGGAGCCGCUAGGUGUCUGGAGGCGCUGAGGCUGCAGGGAAGAAUCUGCAACUGUCGCCCGCUAGAGUUUAACACCAGGUUGCUUGAGGUCGCCACUUCUGUUGGAGCUAAGAUGCUUGUACGUCGCGUGCGCCUGCGCCUAGCGGAGAUCUACACGGCUCUGGGCGACAACAACGCGGCGGCGCGGCAGAAGCGCGCGGCGGCCGCGUGGGCCGCGCCGGCCUGCGCGCGCUGCCGCGAGCCGCUCGCCGAGCAGCCCGAGCCACUGGCCUCGCUGCCUUGUGCGCAUAUCGUUCAUCAUGCCUGCAUGCCGGAAUCAUGGUCCAGGCGCUCGGGGCGCGGCGGCCCGGACACGCAGUGCGCGGAGUGCGCCUCCCCGCGGGCUCCCCGCGCCCCACCCGCGCCUCCCGCGCCGCCCGCGCCUCGAACACUGCCCAACCAGGACUUCCCAUUCGGAACACCCCCCACAUUGCGCGAGUCUGACCUGAACUCCGUGCUCUCAGACCAGAGCAGCCAGCAAGCCACGUCAAGCGUCUAA
Messenger RNA from Pectinophora gossypiella (pink bollworm), 1662 nucleotides. RefSeq names its product 43 kDa receptor-associated protein of the synapse homolog. Lineage: Eukaryota; Metazoa; Arthropoda; Insecta; Lepidoptera; Gelechiidae. The record is from RefSeq and is a predicted model, not a curated record. The transcript is spliced from 12 exons. Gene Ontology annotation, molecular function: protein-membrane adaptor activity; acetylcholine receptor binding. The coding region runs from base 1 to 1662 and encodes 553 amino acids. Gene Ontology annotation, biological process: chemical synaptic transmission.